Fusarium pseudograminearum CS3096 is the source of this 1488-nucleotide messenger RNA. RefSeq lists its product as uncharacterized. Bases 1 to 1488 code for a protein of 495 amino acids. The transcript has 2 exons. The record is from RefSeq and is a predicted model, not a curated record. Lineage: Eukaryota; Fungi; Ascomycota; Sordariomycetes; Hypocreales; Nectriaceae.
AUGGUAAUCCAUUCGGAGCAGUGUCCCCCUCAGGGGCCUAGUAUUCCUGAAUGCGAAGUCAUCACGACUCCUCUCACUCUGGAUCAAAUGCCGAAUGAGAUGGUUCUCAAAAUUCUCAGCACUAUGCCCAACAUCAACUCACUGCAUGCCUUUGCGGCGUCCUGCAAGGCAGUCUAUAACGUCUACGAAUACAAUAAAGUCCAAAUCCUAGCCAAGGUCUUCUUGGACAAGAUAGACAAAGGCGUCUACGAAGAGGCUGCUAUAACUGAGCGCCUGAAGCGAGAGAAGUGGAAGGACGCCAAAGACGGCUGCGACUCGAUUCUUCGCGUGUACAACAGCAAGCGAACCAUCCGCAGCGAGGAUCUCACUUUGGAAAACAUCAAAGACAUGUGGCGUCUUCACAAGAGUGUUGAGUACUUUGCUGAUCGACUACCUACGACCCUUCUCCGAGAACACCCCGUCACUAACGUGAAGGGCCACUUCUCUCUCACUCCAAGGGUUCGGGCUCGUUUUCAAAGAGCUUUGUACCGUUUGUCUUCGCACCUAAUCAUCAUAGAGAAGGUCGACGCUGUUUUCAAUGCUGGUCAAGAUAGUCGUGAUCUUCCUCAGCAUGAUGUGCGGCACAAACUCCCUACAAGAGAUCAAGGCCAUGUUCUCUGGGAUUUCCACACUUAUUACUCUGCAUUCGAAGUAGAGCAGCUGUCCUGCCUCUGCUCUCUUUUGACCGCUGAAAUCGCACCAUAUUUCAAUGACUUCCUCGAGCACGAUAUCGAACUUGGCUCGCGUCUCAACAACUACAUCGAUAACCUCGUUCACCCAGGUGGAAUGAGCCUGAUCUCUCUUGGGCUCUCUUUUUUGCACAGCCUGCUGACAGCCGCCACGCAAGACGACCUCCACGAGGUCGUCCGUCCUGUCGCUGACCAGAUCACAUGGGUCCGUGGCGAACAGCACGUCGCCUUGCCAAAGUUAGAUAUGCGAAAUUUUGGAGAUCUCUUGGAAAUCGGUAAACUUUCGGCCAGCUCCGGUCUCACCUUUUGGGAAAGUGUCGAUCUUUGGGGAAACGGCAAGCCCCUAGACUGCCUUAUACGGACUCCUUUCUUCGACGAUCACGAUAGCGGCCCCGCGAGCGCAUGGUCCGCCAUGAGUUCGUUCAGCAUACACAUGAGAAGCCACGGAGAAGCCGAUGGGCACUUCAACUCUCCAACGGAUCCGUGGGCCUACGUCUUCUGGGACCUCAAAAUGCUAGAGAAUUCCGGUUUCGGAAACCUCAAUGGGGAUGGAGGGAUUGAGAACAAUGUAGUCAUUCCCCAAGGCCACCCAAUUUUCAACACAUGGCAACCAUUGCAGAAGUACACAACGCCAUACGCCAGGAAGAAUAUAAUUCUCUCUGCUCGCGAGAAGUGCAAGAUGCUCGAGAGAGGCCAGGCUGGCUACUUUGACUUUGAAACCUUUUGUGAGAACAACAACGACAAGUGUCUUGUCUACUAA